CAAUGGGAAGCGGUAGCCACGUUCGACUUCUGGAGGAAAGAGUAUGCCUUGGCUUGUAGGCCCGACUGAAGAAUCUGAUAUAGGUUAUCAGCUGUUUUGGUGCUUUCUAGAGUACCGGAGUUUUUAUAAUUAAAAGGGGAACCUUCAAGAAUGACCUCAUCAUGGGUCCCAACAUGUGUUUUGCUUUUCUGCCUUUCUAUCGGGAAACCAAUCCCCACAGUUGCAUGGGAUGCAGACCUGGAGCUGUUCGAUCUCGUUGAAGAAAUACCGCAAACAUUCUAUGAAUUCUUGUCUGUGGAUAAGGAUGCUACAUCUGCGGACAUUAGGAAGGCCUAUCGAAGGCUUUCCCUCGUACUGCACCCAGACAAGAACAAAGAUGAAAAUGCAGAAACCCAAUUUAGACAGCUUGUGGCCAUUUAUGAGGUCAUGAAGGAUGAGGAAAGGAGACAGAGCUACGAUGACAUUCUGAUCAAUGGACUUCCUGAUUGGAGACAGCCAGUGUUCUACUACCGUCGCGUGAGGAAGAUGAGCAAUGCAGAACUAGGCUUCCUCCUCUUCCUGAUUUUGACAGUCGGUCACUACGCAGUCAUCUGGUCUAUUUAUCUGGAGAAGCAGCUGGAUGAACUUCUGAGCAAAAAGAAGAAAGAGAAAAAGAAAAGGAUGAGCAACAAGGGCAUGGAGGAAGUGAAGAAUGUUGCCCAGGAGAAGAAUGAGCGACCCUUUGAUAAACCCCAGUGGCACGAUAUCCUGCCACUCAAGGUUAGCAUCUGGCUGUACUUCUCCGUGAAGUCCAUCCCGCAUGUCAUUCAGGAAGUGAAACAAUACUAUGAGGAGUAUAAAGAAAUGAAGAUCAAAGAGCAGGAAGAAGCUGAGGCCUUGGCAGCAGAGGAGGCCCAACAAAAAGAAAAGCGUCCCAAAGUGAAGAAGCCUAAGAUCGAGUUCCCUGUCUAUGAGCCCAGCAUCUCAGAUGUGACCUUUGCAGCACCAUACGAUCAGGGAACGUCCAUUGAAGACAUAGAGGACCAGAUGGAUGACUGGCUGGAGGAAAAGAAAUCUCAGAGAAAGAAAACACCGGAGUGGACAGAGGAGGACGUCAGCCAGCUGAGCCGCUGUAUGGUGAAGUUUCCAGGGGGCACCCCGGGGCGGUGGGAGAAGAUUGCCCACGAGCUGGGCAGAUCCGUGUCAGAGGUGACUGCAAAGGUCAAACAACUUAAAGACAACAUCACCAUCACACCAGGGCUGGUGAAGCUGUCCGAUCUGAAAGUGGCCUCAGGAGUGGGGAAAGUCUCCAAAACAAAGGCAGUAGUGCCCGACAACAUCGCCACGCAGCGCGAGGAACCUCCACCAGUGGAGGAGCAAACAGCAGAGCCUGCGGGCGGCGAGGAGGCCGAGGGGAAGGGCCUGAGGCGGAGGGGAAAGAAGAUCACCGCAGGGGCGGGAGGGGAGAGCGGUGGAGGCGGCGGCGGCGGCGGCACUGGGGAGGACAAGCCCAUCAGGAGCCGCCGCCAAAGGGACUUUGACCCAGAGGCCGUGGACGAGGACAGUGAAGAGGACAGGGGGCCGCAAGCGUCGGCGCAGCAGAAGGAGAAAGCCAGUGCUGCUGCAGAGGACGUGUGGACCCAGAACCAGCAGAAGCUUCUGGAACUGGCCCUGCAGCAGUACCCACGAGGCACCACAGAGCGCUGGGACAGGAUCGCCAAAGUGGUGCCCGGAAAGAGCAAGGAGGAGUGUAUGAUACGUUACAAGUUGCUGGCUGAACUCAUUCUGAAACGGAAGCAAGCGAAGAGCUAACUCUCCUCUGGCAGCCAUCUUGGGUUUUCACUUUACCUCCCACCUGUCUGUCAUGUGCCUUAAGCUUCACACAAAAUGAGAACCCAGUUGUCUAACAUCAAGAGCUCCCAAGGUUCUACUUGUUACGGAAGCCUUAGCAUUGUACUUCAGGAGAAUGUGACAUCUCCUUUGAGAUGCAGUAUAUGCUGAAAAUGAUUUUAUUUAUUUUACUUUGCUUUUCAUCCAUUGUCUUGACCCCUUAUUCCUUCAUACUUUAUCUGUUUUCAGAUAUAAUAACGUGGGAAACUGAUGUGUCACCAUUGUUUUUUUUAUAAAUCUAUGAAAAAAAAAAAAGUAUUUUCAGAGGCA
Clupea harengus (Atlantic herring) is the source of this 2139-nucleotide messenger RNA. It is a transcript of the gene dnajc1, whose product is annotated as DnaJ heat shock protein family (Hsp40) member C1. Gene Ontology annotation, cellular component: endomembrane system. The record is from RefSeq and is a predicted model, not a curated record. NCBI's taxonomy places the organism in Eukaryota, Metazoa, Chordata, Actinopteri, Clupeiformes, Clupeidae.